This is a messenger RNA of Cotesia glomerata, 618 nucleotides long. RefSeq lists its product as uncharacterized. Gene Ontology annotation, molecular function: nucleic acid binding. Lineage: Eukaryota; Metazoa; Arthropoda; Insecta; Hymenoptera; Braconidae. The transcript has a single exon. The coding region runs from base 1 to 618 and encodes 205 amino acids. The record is from RefSeq and is a predicted model, not a curated record.
AUGCUCAAAUCAAGUCCGUUUAAACAUAAACCGCUGAGUGUUGAAGAAAAAUCAAAAACAGAAAUUCGAAUACUGACAUUAAUUCAUAAAUUCUGGUUACUGGAUGGAAAAGGUCAGAUAAGGCUAGUUGUCAAAAGAUGCGUGGAAUGCAUUAGACAUCGUCCUGUGAUACUUCAAGGGAAGAUGGCUGACCUACCUAGUGCCAGAGUUACAGAAUCAGCCGCGUUUUCUCACGUGGGAGUAGACUAUUUUGGACCUUUAUUCAUAAAAGAACGAAAAUUUAGAAAUCGAACUAAGGUUAAAGUCUAUGGGUGCAUUUUUAUUUGCAUGGCCACUAAGGCGGUCCAUCUUGAGAUUGCUAGCGACCUGACUACGGAUGGCUUCCUGGGAGCUUUCGGACGGUUUAUUGGUCGCCGGGGGGUCCCGUCUCAUGUUUAUUCUGAUAAUGGUACCAAUUUUGUAGGCACUAAUAACCAAUUACAAGAACUUUAUGCACUUUUUACAUCUAAAUCUCAUCAAAAUUUAGUCAAUGAUUAUGCAGUUAGAAAAAACAUUGUUUGGAAAUUCAAUCCACCCGCAUUUUGGGGGCAUUUGGGAGGCGGCAGUAAAGUCUUUUAA